Molecule: messenger RNA, 708 nt
Organism: Akanthomyces muscarius
Lineage: Eukaryota; Fungi; Ascomycota; Sordariomycetes; Hypocreales; Cordycipitaceae
Exons: 2
Coding region: 1-708 (235 amino acids)
Molecular function (GO): acyltransferase activity, transferring groups other than amino-acyl groups
Source: RefSeq, a predicted model, not a curated record
AUGGCGUUUAUACGCCAAUAUCAAGAGUCGGACUUUGACGACAUGUCACACAUUUGUCGAGCGACGCUCCCGCCCUCGCUCAGCGCCUCGGAGCCCGCGCAGCGCCUGGCGCCGUACAUCUGGACGCACCAGUACACGCUCCUCUCGCCCUCGACGUGCUUCGUCGUCGACGACGGCGCCGGCCGCGCCGUCGGCUACUGCAUCGGCUGCCCGGACGUUGCCGCCUUCUGCGCCGCCUACCCGCGGUACGUGCGCGACGUGCUCGAGGGCCGCGGCCGGACCAACGGCGACGUUCGGCUGCGCGCCGAGGACGCGGGAGACGAGGGCGGCGAGCGCGCGCCGUGGAUCGACCGCGACACGGGCCGCGUCAGCGAGCUCGCGCUCUCGCAGCUCGCCUUCUCGGCGCGCCGGCUGCUGCUCGACGGCCACGAGGACCUGCUGCGCGAGGGCUACCGCGCGACGCUGCACAUUGACCUGCUCGAGGCGCACCAGGGCCGCGGAUGGGGCCGGAGGCUGCUCGAGGCGCUGAUGGAGAGCAUGAGCAAGGCGCAGGCGCAGCAGGGGGACGGGGAGGAAAAGUCGCGCGGGAUAUGGCUGGGCGUGGGCGGGGAGAAUAGCAAGGUGGUGCCGUUUUACGAAAAGCUGGGCUUCCGCGUCAAGGAGCGCGAGGUCAAAACGUCGACCAUCAUCAUGGUCAGGGACUACUGA